AUGACAUCUUCUGUAGAGAAGAAGUCUUGGAUGAACGAAAUAAUAACAAGAAGAUCGUCAACUUCUCUACCAACAACACCUUCAUUCAUGAACAAACCAGUCAAUAAAUUACAUCAGGCGAUCGCCCUGAAAGACCUUGCCAAGGUCAAACAGAGGCUAUCACAGGCUAGAAAGGCAAAGUUAGAGUUGGCCGGUUUCGACAACAUGGACCAAACACCAUUGUGUGCCGCUCUCAGACAAGGUUCUUUUGACAUAGUAAAAGAUAUACUUUAUUUCUAUCAAACAAAUAAGAUGGAUAUUAAUCAACAAGAUAAAAAUGGAUAUACACCAUUGCAUGUAGCAGCAAGUUACUGUGAUGAUCAGAUUUUAAUGUUACUGUUGCAUUUCGAAGGCAUCAAUAAAGGUGUCAAUGUAAAUCUUCAAAACAAGAAUGGUGAAACUCCACUUCACAAAUCAAUUUUCAAUAAUUCCGUUCGUUUAUUAAUGGUAAACUUUUUAUUAGAGGCUGGCGCAGAAGUUAAUGUACUUAAUUCAAGAGGUGAGAGUCCUCUUCAUUUUGCAGUAAGACUUGGUCGUGAGGAUUUGGUGUCAGUAUUGGUAAAAGCAGGUGCAGAUAUCACAGUGAAAGGAAAUGAAAAGAAAACAUGUUAUGAACUAUCUCUUCAAGGUGGAAAUGUAAAAGUAAUCAAUUUUUUAAAGAAUGUUCAAGAUGUUUAUAAUUGGUUAAGAUCAAUAGAAUUAGAACAAUAUUGGUUAAACUUUGUGAAGGAAGAGAUCUUUAUGGAUUUGUUACCGGAUGUCGAUGAGAAGACGCUCGACUCGCUAAAGAUUACGUUCAGUGGACAUCGUUUGAAGAUUAUAAAGAAUUGUAGAUUAUUAAAGGAUCAAGUGCCGACCACAGAGACGAGCGGUAUCAACAGCAUGAGUAGUAACGACCACACUGGUGCCAAGAAGUUUUCAAUGGAGUCGUUGAAGUCGAAUACACCAAACUCGGUGAGCAGCGAUCACCACACAGUCGCAACUCGAGGAGUUCAAGAAGGAGUUUCAGAUUAUGGCAUCGAUUCGCUCGCCCUACAUGGUCACCUUCUAUGGCGCCAGCUUGGAGCCGAAGCUGUGCAUGGUCAUGGAGUACUGCAGUCGCGACUCGCUCUACCACGUGAUGAACACCAAGAAAUACGAUAUCGGAUGGGACCGUUUCUUCCAGUUCACCAUGCAGAUGACACUCGGCGUGCAGUGUCUCCACAACUGGUCGCCGCAGAUCGUGCAUCGUGA
Heterostelium album PN500 is the source of this 1272-nucleotide messenger RNA. RefSeq names its product ankyrin repeat-containing protein. The transcript has 6 exons. The record is from RefSeq and is a predicted model, not a curated record. Bases 1 to 1272 code for a protein of 423 amino acids. Gene Ontology annotation, molecular function: protein binding. Lineage: Eukaryota; Evosea; Eumycetozoa; Acytosteliales; Acytosteliaceae.